This is a messenger RNA of Anastrepha obliqua, 1255 nucleotides long. RefSeq lists its product as uncharacterized. Bases 492 to 1103 code for a protein of 203 amino acids. The record is from RefSeq and is a predicted model, not a curated record. Lineage: Eukaryota; Metazoa; Arthropoda; Insecta; Diptera; Tephritidae. The transcript is spliced from 2 exons.
CAAAUACGCAACGCUGAGAACUGCUGCGAAAAUGCGCGUAGCUGCGAGAAAAACACUAACCGCCAGCUGUCAUUAAUUAAAGCUACAACAGCAUCAAUUACAAAAACAACAACAAGGUAAAUCAUUACAACAACAAUACACGAAAGUGAAACAAGUGAGAAAAAACCGAAAAAAGAUUGGUUGAAAUAAAAUCAGCGCUCGCAGAAAAGUGAAACUGGCGACGGACAAAGGCGAAAACAACAAAACCAUUGCGAUGGCAACAACAAUAAUUGACAUAUUGGAAAGUGAAAGCAACAACAACAAAACAUUCUAGAAUGGCCAGUAAAAAGCAGUGCGUUCGCCUGGCGCCAAAGCACGCAAAUUACGACAACUUUCAUUGCCUGUACGCCCCAAAGUAUGCAAUACCGCGAGCAGUUAUGCAAAAUAAAUAACGGUAUGCAAUGAGGAAAAGCGAAAAAUGAGGAAAUGUGGAAAUCAAGUGUCGUGUCAAAAUGGUAUUAAAAUGGAGUAAAAGUCAGAAAUUCUUCGCCAUCGCCACCUUCGCCGCCAUCUUGGCCUGCGCUUGCGCUGAUGUCUCUGAGUUGGGUUACGCUUACAGCCAACCUGCUGCUAGCGCUCCCGUGAACUCAUACAUCCCACCAGCUGCCAAUGUCCCCAUUCCAUCAUUCGCCCCUGCCCCAGCACCAGUAUACCACCCAGCACCUGCUCCAGUCCACCACCACCACGUUCCUGCUGCCGCUGCUCCAGCUCCAGUCUAUGCCCCUGCUCCAGUCUACCACCCUGCGCCAUCUGCUCCCGUGUCGUCGUACAUCCCACCAGCUGCUACUGCCCCUGAGCCAGUCUUUGCUCCAGCUCCAGCUCCACACUAUCACCCAGAACCCGCUGCAGCUGCUCCUGCCCCAGUUUAUGCUCCAGCUCCAGCUCCAGUCUACCACCCAGCACCUGCUGCCGCUGCUCCAGCUCCAGUCUAUGCUCCAGCCCCAGUCUAUGCUCCAGAGCCAGUUUAUCAACAAGCUGCUUCUGAGACUUACGAACAACCUGCUGAAGAUGGUUACCGUUACCGCACUGUCCGUCGUCGUGUGCUCAAACACCGUCGUUUCUAAACGCAGUCUUUUGUUGUACUAGAGCUUUAAAGCUUAGCAAACGAAAAGUGGACAAAUGAGAGGCUUUCGUGGCGAAUUCGUUUUUUUAAUUCGUUUGACAUUUGCUGUUAACUAUAUUUUCGAAAAUAAAUGUUUUUAUUAAAAAAAGAAAA